Carcharodon carcharias (great white shark) is the source of this 5020-nucleotide messenger RNA. RefSeq names its product DENN domain-containing protein 4B-like. The transcript has 25 exons. Lineage: Eukaryota; Metazoa; Chordata; Chondrichthyes; Lamniformes; Lamnidae. Gene Ontology annotation, molecular function: protein binding. Gene Ontology annotation, biological process: regulation of Rab protein signal transduction. Bases 33 to 4490 code for a protein of 1485 amino acids. The record is from RefSeq and is a predicted model, not a curated record. Gene Ontology annotation, cellular component: cytoplasmic vesicle.
GUAGUGACACCUCCCGGCCGGUGGGUGGCGCCAUGCCGGGCUCCCCCCGCCCCCGUCCCCAAUCAGCCGGUCCACAGCCGCUAUUCCCCGGGAAGCGGACGGUUAUAGUCCUCGGGGCCGCGGGAAACAGGCGGAGGAACGAGUGGAGGGAUGGAGUUUGUGAUGUAGCCAUGGCGGAGGAGAAUUCCCCCCAGCUCAUCGAUUACUUUGUGGUGGCCGGUCUGACUGAUGUCUCCAAACCUCUGGAGGAGGGAACCCCGAAACUGGCCAGGCCCCUCGAGCCCAUCGCUGACGUGGCCAUCAUCAUCCGCUCCCAGGGCGAGGAGGUACCUGAGGGCUUCACCUGCAUUGAGACCACACCCAGCGGACAAUCUGCAGACCUCAACUGUGGCCUCCUCACCACCUCGCACAUGUUCCUGUGCUACAGACGGAGCAGGGAGAAAUUACCACUCAUCGAUCUUGGUGUCCUGUGUGAGGGGAAGGACAGACUGAAACCAGGAUGCAGCAUCAUCGAGACCACUCCCUACAGUCGAGCAGCCCAUGUCAGCGGUGGGGGAUCCAGUCUGCAGCAGCGCACCUUCAUCACCUAUCGGAGAGCCGCAGAUUGCCAGGCACACAGCACGCUGGCACUCACUGACAUCUGCAUCAUUAUGCCCAGCAAGGGAGAGUCACCUCCACAUACCUUCUGCAAAGUGGACAGGAACCUUAACACUGGCAUGUGGGGUCCAGGAAUCUAUCUGUGUUACAAGAAAUCGAUGGCGAAGGGGACAGCUCUGGCCUACGAAGCUGGUCUGAUCAGCAGGUACCCAGAGACUAACACUGAGUCCUUCCCUCUCCCACGGACUGUGCCUGUCUUCUGCCUGCCAAUGGGAGCUACUAUCGAAAGCUGGCCCACAGGAACCAAGUACCAACUCCCUGUCUUCUCCACCUUUGUACUGACAGCUGCUACUGGGGAAAAGGUUUACGGGGCAGCGAUCCAGUUUUAUGAAUCGUUCGGCCGUGAUAAGCUAACUGAUAAACAACGGCUCAGCCUGGGACUGCUCAGUGUGAUCGAUCGCAGACCCAUUCUCACCAAAUCUGUCCAGACCAAGAAGAGUAUCUGCGUCCUGUCCCAUUGGCCUUUUUUUGAUGUGUUCCAGAAAUUUCUAACUUUUGUGUACCGCUACUCGAUAUCUGGGCCCCACGUCUUACCAAUCGAAAAACACAUCUCGAACUUCUUGCACAAUGUUCCUUUCCCUUCAGCACAGAGACCUCGAAUCCUUGUCCAGCUCUCACCGUAUGAUAAUUUGCUGAUUUGCCAGCCUGUGUCUUCCCCACUAUUGCUCAGUGGGGCCAGUUACUUCACCCUGCUCCAGAAUCUAGGCGCUGAGAAUACCGUCACCCUGCUCCUCACAGUCCUGAUUGAACACAAGCUGCUGAUUCACUCACUGCGACCUGCUGUCCUUACCAGUGUGUGCGAGGCCCUGGUCUCGAUGAUCUUUCCAUUCCGCUGGCAGUGCCCUUAUAUUCCUCUGUGUCCGCUGAACCUGGCAGACGUGUUGAGUGCGCCAGUCCCUUUCAUCGUGGGUGUGCAUUCCAGCUACUUCGAAUUGUAUGACCUGCCCCAGGAUGUGAUCUGUGUUGAUCUGGACACCAACACCAUCUCACAAUCCGAUCUCAUUGUCUCUUCACUCUCAGGGUUCCUGAAGAGUCGCGAUCGAGCCAACCAGAAGUUCUACACGUUACUGACCAAGACUCAGUUGUUCACCCAGUUCAUCGAGGAAUGCUCCUUCGUCAGCGACAGGCACUCGAGUCUCGAGUUCUUCGAUGGAUGUGUGGAGAAGGUGGAUGUGGAGAAGAUGGACACUAUUCGCCUGAUCGAGGUGGAUGAGUCCCAGCGGAGUGAGCACACUGUUUUUAUCAUGCCACCCGAGGUCCCUCAGACACCAGACGGCAAAGAGCCCCCUCGUUUGUACAGCUAUGAUGGGUUUCCACUGCUCAAAGCUGAGCUUUUCGACAGACCGCAGGAUACCCUAAAGACCUCUCACUUCCUGAACCAGCCACGGAGCAGCGCUCCUAGCAGCCCUGCUCCCAGGAGGACAAAGCAGGAGAUCAAAUCAGCACAGAAAAUUACACAGAAAUAUUUCCUGGUGCCUGACAUGUGGGCCAAGUGCCUCCUCGGCCAGUGUUACGCCCUCUGGUUCAUCUAUCUGCCAACCCACGUCCGGGCAUCUCAGGUGAAGGUGCGAGCGCUGCAGACCGCUUACGAUGUGCUGAAGAAGGUGGAGACCAGGAAGGUGGUCCUGCCUGAUGAGAUGUGCCACCGGAUCCUAAUGCAGCUGUGUGGGCAGUAUGGGGAACCAGUGCUGGCGGUGCGGGUCCUACACGAGAUGAAGAGAGCUGGAAUCACCCCAAACGCUGUCACCUACGGCUACUACAACAAGGCUGUCCUGGAGAGUAAAUGGCCGUCCAGUAACCAGGGUGGUCGCUUACGCUGGGCGAAACUCCGGAACGUCAUCCUGGCAGCAGCUCAGUUCCGCCGGCCGCUCAGAGAGCGGCGAGUACAGUAUGUGGCCCGAAGCCUCCUGGAAAGGUCUCAGCAGGAGUCUCCACGGGCUGGGCCUCGGUUCCUGCUCCAGCGACACACCACCUGGGCUGGGAGGAGUGCAAGCAUCGAGAGCUGGGAUGGCCUGGGCUCUCCACUGGUCAAGAGCAGGAGUGCCAGCUGCACCCGGACCGAACGCAGCACCGCGCUGGACGAGCAGCCCUCGGACACCGACUCCCUUUCCCGGUGCCGGGCGGGAGCAGUAGGGGAGUCGGGCAGCCGGGCCUGGUCUGCCGAGCGCCCGCUCCGGGAGCGGAGAGUCAAGGCCCUGGCCAAGGUUGGGGAUCGAGCCCUCACCCCGGAGCCCGCAGGCCCCGAACACGCCAACCUGACCUGCCACUGCAUCCCACCCGAGGCUCAGCCGCUCGGCAGUGCCGAGCCCGGCCACUCGUCAGAGACACCGGCGCCGCGGCGCACCCCCAGGACAGGCCGCAAGUGGGGCAGAGAGUCCGGGCGAGAUCACCACCGCCGGCGAGAGGGGACCAAGAAGGUCGACGAGAACUGCAACAACGUUACGCCGGUACCCCGGGGCCUCUCGGAGAAGUUCCACAGUCUGCUGACCUCCACGGCAAACCGGCGGCCACCCCUCGCAACACUGGAUUCAGGCCGCAGGGGCUCCUCCCACUCUGACUUAACAGCAUCGUCUGAGAAAUUGGGGCUCCAGUCAGCGAGAGAGAGUGAGGAGGAGGACUGGAUUUCUCUGAUGGAUCAUGAAUCAAUGGACUAUGACACAUCCAACUCUGACCUCCGAGAAACAUCAGACUCCCGGUCGAGGACCUCCUCAGCAAGUCUUCAAACGGCCGUCAUUGAGGUUCUACUGUCGAGCUGUUCUCUUUGUACAAGCUGUGCCUCGCUGGUCUAUGAUGAGGAGAUCAUGGCAGGAUGGACUGCAGAUGAUUCCAAUCUGAACACCACUUGUCCAUUCUGCAGUCGCUCCUUUCUCCCAUUGCUUAAUAUUGAGAUAUAUGAACCACAUCUCCAACAGACCAGUUCUCAGGAAGGCUCAGUGAGCACCACAAGUGUUCAGCUGAUGUUGAAUGAUCACCAUGGGAGCACCAUGUCCUCUAGCAGCACCCAGUCACCUGUCCUCAGUGACCGCAGCCAGAUUCUGAGUGAAGAUGAAACUGAGGCCGAUUACCUGGGCAAGUGGAGCAGCGUUCUGAGUUGGCUGGGAUCCAGACGCGGGGAGCUGAGUCCAGAGCGAGUGACAGUGGCGUAUGUCAGUCCCCUGGUGCUGAGGAAGGAGCUGGAGAGCCUGAUGGAGAAUGAAGGAGACACGGUGCUGUCACAGGCUGAAUUCGUAGACAAGCAUCCCAUCAUAUUCUGGAACCUGGUUUGGUAUUUCCACCGGCUCGAGCUCCCCCAUAAUCUGCUUCAGCUGGUGUUAACAUCGCAACACGUUAAACCACCAUCACAGGAUUCGCCUCUGUGGAUGUUUCACAGCAACACGCUGCUCCGAGUCAGGAUCCUGUGGGAUGUGCUUACACUUGACCCUAACCAGUGCCCACCCCUUUACGUUUUAUGGCGGAUGUACAGUCAGCUGCCCAUGCACCAGUGGAGGACAGUGAACCAGCCCUUUACUCUAAGCUACCUGGAGGAGGUGGUCCGCUAUGUCGGGUUAAAUGAGGUGCAUAAAGCCAUCAACAUGAUCGUGGAGACACUGGGUCAUCAGCCAGCACAACCUCCUCUACAGAGGAGUCUGUACAGAGAGAUUCUCUUCCUGACCAUGGCUGCACUGGGGAAGGACAACAUGGAUAUCGGUGUAUUUGACAAGAGAUACCGGACCGCGUGUACCCGCCUGGCCAGCUCCCGGGGCUCAGAGCAGCUGAAGCAGGACCGUGUUCUGCCUCCGAGUGCCAAGGCCGUUGACUGUCGGAAAACCUUUGGAGUUUUGUUGGAAUGCUGAUCCCCAGGCCACGCUCAGCAAGAAGGUUCAUGGCAGCAGGGGACGGCCGCCUAUGCUACGAGGAGAGACAGUCUGUCCGAAUGUCCUGUGUGUGUGUAUAUAGAUUCUCCUUUGAAAAUUGCACUGUGGGUGUUGCAUGCCACGCACACCCUGUAAAUAUCAUAGUAUUCAACGCUGUGCAACGUGGCAAGCCGGCAAAGAGUGGGAGUGUGUAACUGUGUAAGAUACAAAGCAGAUAAGUGGCCUGGAAGAGGAAAUAUUUUUUACAGUUGGAAUAUAUGAUCCAGUCUGAGAGUUUGGGAUGGGGUGUGUUUGUGUUUUUGUGUGUGUGUGUGUGUGUGUGCGUGUGUGGGGUCAGAUAGCUGGAUCGCCACACACACUGACAAACUGGCUGCAGUCUGUGUGUUAUUAACCCUUUGACAGCCACAAAAGGUGAUUUUUAGAUCGUGGUCUGUCCUAGUUUGUUUUUAAAUUAUUCUGUUCGUAGGUUUGACAUUGUUGAAUCACGGUGUCAGGUCCAGGCUUUGGGA